Xylona heveae TC161 is the source of this 1313-nucleotide messenger RNA. RefSeq lists its product as hypothetical. The transcript has 2 exons. The record is from RefSeq and is a predicted model, not a curated record. Bases 97 to 1149 code for a protein of 350 amino acids. Lineage: Eukaryota; Fungi; Ascomycota; Xylonomycetes; Xylonales; Xylonaceae.
CAAAGUGGUCGAGCAGCCCACCAGUCUCUUCCCAACCACCACCACUCCGAUUGCUGGCCUCACCCUCUCGUACCAGCACUCCGCAGCAUAUUCAAAAUGCUGUCCUGGGCAACUCUGAAGACACUCCUCUUCACACUUGGGCCUCUCUUCCUGCCCAAGCUCAUCACCUACUAUCGCAAUCUGCGCGCGCAUUCCCAAUCCCACAAUGUGCCCAUCCGACCCGUGCCAUCCCACGUCUCUAUCGCUCUCAACCUGCUCCUCAUCAGCUUCACCCUCGCGCUUCUUUCCACCUUUCCCUAUUUCGCACCGGCCAACAUAUUCUCCCUGACGGGCUCGCGCCUGCAAACACCCACCGACGUCCUCUUCAGCCGACUCGCUGCCCUGCGACCACUCACGCCGUCCGACGAGAUUCUCAAGACGAAACUCAUCAACAUGGACUCGCGCUUACUCUACCUGACCCACGGACCAGACACGCUCGUGAACUGCGAGUUCUGCAACUCCGAGGAGCCGCUGACGUACCUGUACUAUGCCAUCCCCGCUCUUCUGGCGCCGCAUUUACUGCACAUUGGACUCCUGGGCCUCGUCACAUCGCCGCUGUUGUCAAAGAGCGAAGGGCGCAUCUGGCGCACGAGCGCGACCAUUGCGGGCAUCGGCCUAGCUGCGGCAGAGGUGUAUCUGAUUAUCAAUUAUGAUGCAAAAGUAGCAAACACGGGCGCACUACGCGUUGGGGAUAUUGAUGCCUUUUACUGGCGCAGAAAGGUCUAUCGUGGCCUCGGCCUCGCGGUGCUGGAUGCCCUGCUGGGAUGGGGCAUGUAUCUGUCCUCGACGAAUAGGCUGUUCGUGACGCCCCCGCCCCCGGCGAUGCGCAUUGAGAAUAGUACGAAGAUGCUCGAAGCGGCGCAGAGGAAGCUCCAGUCUCUCGGCAUGAUGCGCAAUGUGAUUCUUCGGGAUGCCCCGCUCAGAUCGCUCAUGGAGAAGUAUUGGAUCGCGGAGGAUAAAGUGAUGACGGAGAUUUUCGAGGAUCGGGAAGUCGUGGAUGGAAUGAACGUUGCGCUGGGACGGACAAAUGUCGAUGUCAUCAUGGAUGAUGCCGAGAAGUAUGCGACCCGCAUUGUGAGUGCGGUUCCAGGCGGAGAGCCAGAUACCUGAGCUGUCCUCCGUUUUUGUGUCUUUUUUUUUUCUGUGAUUGCUAUUUUGGACAUGGCGCAUCUUGCAUCAACGGCAUUGACUGUUUCAUUGCAUAUAGACAUACUAUGGAGUACUUUUUGUCAUUGGGUUUAGAUGUCUUAUUAUUUUUUGUAGUAGCAUAGGUC